CAGCAAACAAACGUGUUGUCAACGUACAUUUGGAGAAACUCUACGCCCACGCCUUUGCUGAAAAAUCAACUACCGACAGAAAACGGUCGCAAGCCAGAGCUGCUCUCCAAACAACUCGACUGAACUCGCAAUACCAAAACCAUUAUGAACUGCAAGCCCUUGAUUUUGUGCACCUUUGUGGCAGUUGCACUUUGUGUGAUGCAUUUUGGAAAUGCUGUGCCCGCAAUCGGUCAUUAUACGCAUAAGCGAUUUGAUUCCAUGGGCGGCAUUGAUUUUAUUCAGGUGUGCUUAAACAACUGCGUCCAGUGCAAAACCAUGCUGGGGGACUACUUUCAGGGGCAAACGUGUGCCCUAUCCUGCCUCAAGUUCAAGGGCAAAGCAAUCCCCGAUUGCGAGGAUAUAGCCUCUAUAGCUCCGUUUCUAAAUGCACUCGAAUAAAAUCGAGAAAGAAGCGCCCCUUAAGCGGUGUGCGAUGUGCGGUGUGUGUGGUGAUAUGUGCUUUUAUGGCCUGUGACUCAGGUGUGGAUUUAGGUCAAUGCGAUGCUCAACACGAUGCUCAAGUCUUGGCGAUCUUGGCUGCUGAUGUCGACCACAACGAUGAUGAAAUGACUUUUGCUAAAUAACUGACUUCCCAGCGCGAAAACAAAGAGUUCCUAUUAACUUGUAAUUGUGUAGUGAAUAAACAAAUAACAUAGAGAAACUUUGACUGCAGCAUU
Drosophila elegans is the source of this 716-nucleotide messenger RNA. RefSeq names its product eclosion hormone. Gene Ontology annotation, molecular function: ecdysis-triggering hormone activity. The record is from RefSeq and is a predicted model, not a curated record. Gene Ontology annotation, biological process: ecdysis, chitin-based cuticle; neuropeptide signaling pathway. Lineage: Eukaryota; Metazoa; Arthropoda; Insecta; Diptera; Drosophilidae. The transcript has 4 exons. The coding region runs from base 145 to 438 and encodes 97 amino acids.